GAUUAACUUGCACGGCCAAAACUAAUUAUAAUCUCGGAUCAACUCAGCAGCUCUCCUCUCACUACUAUACUAUAGUAUACUUAUCAAAUUGACUGAAAGACGCAGUUCACGCAUUGCUAUGCAUGUUCUGCAGGUCGAAGAUCCAGACUUGCCCCUAGACGUCUGUCCGCUAGUCUACCCGGCAAAGCCUUAAUGGCUCAUUCAUGACUGGCCGUUUUGAAUCCGAGGUCCAAUCAGUAACACCGUGCUCGCUCGCCAUGAUGCCCCUCAUACUGUGUAUCACUGUAACAAGCACAUUGUCUGGCUGUGUUUAUGUGGGCUGGAGCUGGGAUGAUGUCACUCUCCGGUCACACAUCAAUCAGUCAGCUUCCGCUCUAUUAUCCAUCACAAUUGAGAACCAUCCCGCGGUUUUGCAAAUGCUUCCAUUGGCAACUGGCACGAAACCGGAAACCAACACGAUUCGGUGCUCCUAUACACGAGCGAGAUCUUGGUAAGUGACGCAGUGGCUAGCGCUGGAAUACGGAGGGGCCAGCAUCCGUCCAUGAACCGCCAACCACUUGAUGGAGGCAUAUCAAAAA
Messenger RNA from Aspergillus saccharolyticus JOP 1030-1, 578 nucleotides. RefSeq lists its product as uncharacterized. The transcript is spliced from 2 exons. Lineage: Eukaryota; Fungi; Ascomycota; Eurotiomycetes; Eurotiales; Aspergillaceae. The record is from RefSeq and is a predicted model, not a curated record. The coding region runs from base 204 to 494 and encodes 96 amino acids.